AUGUUUAAAGGUUAGUAAUCAAACGAAUUUAGAUGUCCAAAAUGCAGUUAGGAAGAAGAAAAGAAGUUAACAAUUGACAUCAAAAGAGGUAGAAUGGUGAACCAUUCUUCAGAUAAGUCAAAUAAAAUAUCAACAAGAUUAUAUACAAAAUUUUCUUUCCUGCCUAUAACGUUAAUACAAUUUUUCAAGAAAACUGGCAAUUUAUUCUUCCUAGCCGUAUCUCUUGUCAUGUUAAUAAGGAACUCUCUAUCGCCAUUUAAAUCAUGGAUUCUCAUUUCGCCCUUAAUUUUUUAUCUAAUCGUUUUUAUUCUGAAAGAAGGAUACUAUGAAUAUUUGCGCUACCAAAGCGAUAAAUGCUGGAAUGAUAGAAAGUGCAUAAGGGGCUUUCUUGAAGAUGUUUAGGUUUUGAAAAAAAAGAAAAACGAAAUUAAAUAGCUUUAGAAAGAAUUAACUAAACAUAAUACUCUAUCUAAAACUGAAACUUUAAAAAAUCCAAAUGCAAAUUAGGUUGGUUUCCUUAGAUCUGCAACUGCAGCAGUUCAUCAGAAGUAAACUGAUGUAAGCCAUGUAGAAGAAGUUAAAUGGGCUGAUGUUCAAGUAGGUGAUAUUUUAAGAGUUUAGCAUGGUGAGUAUGCUCCUGCAGACAUGAUAUUAUUAGAUUCAAACUUUAUCCGUGAUAAGCUUCCUGUUUGUUAUAUAAAUACAAUGCAGACAGAUGGUAAAGAAUGUAGCAGAGAAGUAAAAGCGAGUAUCUUAACAAGAAUUAGUUAAGUGAAAGAUCCUAAGAAAUCUUAUUUCAAUAAAUACAAAACAAAAUUGAACUUGAAGUUAAUUUAUGAAACUCCCAACCCAAACUUGGAGCAAUUUUAUGGAAACAUGCGUCUAAAAAAAGAUCCUAAGGAGGAAGAAUUAACAAUUCAAAACUUUAUUCCAAGGGGAUGUAAAAUUGAAAUGAAUAAAGAUAAAGAUUGGAUUUUCGGUUUAGUAGUUUAUACUGGAAUGGACACUAAAAUUAUGCUCAAUAAACCUAAGAAGACAUCUAAAUACUCCCAUAUUGAAAAAAUUACAAAUUAUUACUUCUUAGCUAAUAUAUGUUUUAUAGCAAUAUUGGCUAUUAUUAGUAUGAUCGUCAUUGUCGCUAAAUCAAAGGAUAUUGCAUUUUUGCUGAAGGUAGAACCAACGAUUUCAGAUAGUAUCAGGUUUUUCACUUAUAUCAUCCUUUACUCAUAAAUGAUACCACUUUCAGUAUACUUCAUAUUAGAUGUAGUGUAAUUAGGUUCAAGCUUUAUGACAGAAAAAAGAAUGAAAUAAGCUUCCGUCAAUAAAUUUGAUUUCUUCAAAAUUAAAAAUUCUGACUCACUAUGCAACCUUGGAUAAAUUGACUACAUUUUCAUGGAUAAAAUUGGUGUACCAUUUUAAGGCGAAAAGAAAAUAUGCUAGCUUUUAUUGCAGCAAGAUGACUACAUAUUCAAUCCAAAAGAACUUAAACAAGAAUUAGUAGAAAAAGAUUGGAAUAAAAUUAAAGACACAAAAUAUACUUAGUAAUCUCCUGUUGCGACUAAGACAAAUUUCAAUAAUAAUGAUUUCAAAGACAUUGAAGCAAAUAAAGUUGACACCACAAAUAUGUAGCUUAAUAAUAAUUUCAACUUUACUUAAAAAAAUGAAAUUAGUUUCAAUUAACUUAACACUGACAGAGACAGACCUUAAGAAAAAUUGGAGUCGAUUCCUUCAGAGCAUAACAUAGGAAGCGAGAAAAGAGAUGUUAAAAGUGGCAAGCCUAUUGAUAAUUAAAUUGUUUUUUCAAGAGAUAAACUAUACUCCUUUGAAUAUCUCUAAAAUAAACAAGAUGAAAAGCUUUAAUAAAAUGGUGAGAAUGUUAAAAAGUAUGAUGAAUAUGAAGCUAAUGAUGAAAUUAAUUUUAUAAAGGCCGACAGCAUAAAAAAAACAGAAAGUCCUUUACAAGUCCCUUAAAAACCUGAAGAUUUUACUUCAGCUAUUGAGAAGGAAUCUAAAUUGUCUAAAAAAUCAUAAAGUGUUCAAAAUUAAAAAGAAAUAACACAAUUUUAACAAAAGCAACAAUUAAAGUAGGAAGAUGGGACACAAACUUAAAAAGCUAACUAAGAACAAGAUAAAACUAAAAGACUUUUUAAUUCAUUGAAUAAUAAUAACAACACCACUUCUUCAUCUUAAAGUAAUCUCACUCCUUUAAAUAAACUUGGUACAGCUAAUUCUUCCAAUUAGGCUCUCAGCAAAAUUGGUUUAUCAUAUGAUAAAUCAGCUAUAGAUCCUUCAAAAAUAAACAGAAAUUACACUACUCAGAAAUUUGUGUAAAAGAUACAAGAUUUAUCUUCACUACCUGAAGAUCUGGUGUCUCUUGAUCCUGUAUCUCAACUAAUGAUCGCUAUGCUUUCAUGUAACAAUGUUUAGCUGUCUACGUUAGCAAACCUUGAAAAGCAAACAGUUAAUGAAGCCUCUUCACCAUUUGAUGAUUAAAUCAUUUAAUUCACUCAAAAGUCUGGAUUUAUCAUGAAAAGAGAUGAAAACAACUUCUACAUCAAUGCAUUUGGAAAAUAAAUUUUGAAGAUAACUGAGAAAAUGAUAAACUACCCUCGUUAAGAGAAAAAAAUAUUCUCCACUGUUGUUAAAAUUGAAGGUGAAUAGAGCUUGAAUUUCAGGGAAUCGAAAUAUUACAUUUACUGUAGAGGUGAGGCUAAUAUUAUAAGAAAUAAACUUUGGCAAAUAGAUGACUCUUACUUUGAUAGCAUUUCCACAGUAUUUAAAAAGAGGGGAGUUUAGCCUAUAAUAUUUGCAAGAAGAUAGCUACAAGGAGAAGAGUUAGCCAAAUUUUUAUCUGCAUAUAAAGGAUUCAAAAGUGAUCCUCAGAUCUAAGAAGAAGAAAUGAAAUAGCUUGGUAUUGAGUUUGAGCAUACCCUUGAAUAUAUUGGAACUAUUGGUUUGAUAGAUUAGAUUGACCCUAAAUCAUAACAGUUAUUCUAGUUUAUAUAAUAAGCAAAUAUAAAUACUUAUUUGCUUUCUUAUGAGAAUGUAGAUUCUACUUUUAACACAGCAAUAAAUUUGAGCUUGACUGAUGGCUAAGGUAAAAAUGCAAAUAAAGAAUAUUUCUGCAUUUCAGAAGAAGGUGUAGAUGAAAUUUGGUCUUAAACUAGAAGUAUUUUGAAUGAAUUAAAGGAGAAAUUUAGCAAAAAAGAAACAAAAUUAUUUUCAGUUACUAAUAUACAUGGCGAUUAAAAAGAAAUACACAAUACAAAUCCUAACUUAGAUGGAGAAAAAAAGCCUACAGGAACCUUAGCAUAAAUUGAAGAGGAAAAAGAUCAUUUAUAAAAUAAAAGAAACUCUGAUUCUAAUCCAGAGGGAGAUAAAAAGGCUCAGCAGAGUCCAGAAUAUGCAGGGGCUAAAAUGUCAAGCGAUGAUUAAAUAAAGAAAUCUUUUAACUAAAUUCCUGCUGACAAUAAGCUUGAUCCUGAGCAACUUAAGAUCAUUAAAGGAAUAUCAUUGAAAAAAUAUGAAUCAGAUAAAAGACAAUAAAAAUAUUAAUUAUAACUAAACGGAAAUAGUUUGUAAAAGAUUUUAAGAGAUAUUAAUCUACUCCAGCAUUUUGCUUUUAUUCUAUAAUUUUGCAAAGUUGUGAUAGGUUAUAAUAUGAGCCCUUACUUGAAAGGAGAGCUAGUCAAAGUAGUUCAGAAUUAUAUGUAAUUCAACCCUACUGUUUGUGCAAUAGGUGAUGGAUAUAAGGAUACUGACAUGAUGAGACAAGCUGAUAUUUCUAUUGAAUUAGUUCAUUAAAAAGAUAUUGCUGGCUAAUCUCCUAGUAGUCCUAAUAAAUAGGUGGAAAAUUUGAUUUAUAGCAAUACAGGAGAUAUCUAACUUUCUAAUAUUGAGUAAAUUUAUGAUCUCAUCUUAGUUGAGGGCACAAACACCUACUUCAAAUUAUAGAAUCUUAUCUUCUUUAUGUUUUACAAGUGCCUUCUUUUUGGUCUACCUCUAUUCUAUUUUAACUGGUAUUGUGCUUUCACCGGAACUUCGCUUUUCGAAUCACUUUGGGUAUUUUUGUACUAGUUCUUGUUUAACUUUAUUACAGUUUUCACAUACGGAAUAUUUGAGAGACCAUUUUCAACUGUGGUAUUAAAAACUUUCCCUUCGCUCUAUGUUUCUGGAUAGGUUGAAAAGGACCGUGUCUUUUCUAACUAUAUUGUUAAGUGCCUCAUCGAAGGUAUUAUACAAGGAACAAUUAUUUACUAUGUAAGUAUUUACAUUGUGUCCCGUUCAGUUAGUAAAUUUGGAGAAGUUUCAGAUUUUGGUAUGAUCUCCCUAGUUACAAUUUAUAGUAUCAUUUUAGUUUUCAAUUUUAGAGUUAUAUUUACUUCAAACACUUACUUAACAUGGAUUGGUUAAGCCUUUGCAAUAAUUUUUGUCGUGUGCUUUAUUUUCGCCAACGGUUCAUAAACUUUUAGUGUCUAUAACUGGGUAGUCGUUACUGAUUAAAUUUUCAAGCGUGGGGAUUCUUUUUGUGCAAUCAUAUUUAACUGUAUAACUUGUAUCAUAGUAUCUCAUUUUUUUAAUCUUUUCAUUAUUGAAGUCUUUUUCCCUAAUGUGUAUUAAGCUAUGGGAUAAAAAAUCCAAGAAGAUGAAGAGAAUGACUGGAGAGUUCUCACCAAUGAAACAGUUCUAGAGUGCAGUUUAAAUAGAAAAAUAGACUUUAGUAUCUUAAUUAAAAAGGUUUUUAGCAAAUCAAGCACAAUUGAACCUUCAGUACGAGAUAUGAUAAAUGCAAGCGAUUCAGAUCUAAGUGAAAUGUAGAUGCAUAGAUGGAGUCUUAAAUUUUAGGAUGAGAAGCAUGAAGUAAAAUAUAAAUAUGAAAGAACCCAAUCUAGUUCUCAGACUUUCAGACUCGUUUAUAUUUUAAAUAUGCUUCCUAUGGCAAUAUAUGUUUUGAUUGACUCACUUACAGAUAAAAGCCUUGAUUAGAUUGUAGGAUUUAUUAGAGCAGGUUUUGUUAUAUUCUUUUUCCUCUGUACUAUUUUAGUGCUGCACUAGUCUUUCCAAAAUAAAUACUACUCUUUUUCAUUUUUCUUAUUACUGCUUGGUGUAAUAUGCAAAAUCGUACUAGAUUGGAUACAGACCGAAUUUUCUAUUGCUAUGACAACUGUGAUAGCAACUUGUCUUUUAACAUUUAAUUUUAAUUUAGGUACUAUUCAUACUUUAUUCCUUAAUCUACUCAAUUCAGUAAACUUUAUCAUACGUAUUGUGGUUUUGUAUUAUGCUGAAGGGUAUAACAAAGUUAAUGUGAACGAUAACAGUUAGAGUGAUAAAACAACAUUGAGAAAGUUCUUUGCUAUCGCUUCUUUUAUAAUUAUGGUAGUAUAUGUCUUCCUCAUUUCAGUUUAUGUUUACUAUAAGAGUGAGAGAGAGAAAAGAAAAUAUUUCAUUUCUUAAUAGACAAUAAAAAUACAAAAGACAGAGAAUGAUAAUUUGCUUUCAAUUUUAGUUCCUAAAUUCGUAUAAAAUAAGCUUAAUUCUGGCAAGUUCGAAAUGGCUGACGAUCAAGAUGAAGUUGCUAUCUUGUUUGCUGAUGUUUGUGAUAUGGAUGAAAUCAUGGAAAAAGAAGGAAAUAACAUUGUUUACCUAAUUGACGAUCUUUUCAGAGCAUUUGAUUUCAUCUGCGAAAAGCACGGUGCUUAAAAGAUUGAAACUGUUGGUAAAACUUAUAUGGCUGCUACUGGUAUUAUUGAAUGUGAAGUCGAUUUAGAUAAUAACUUGAAAUAGAAAGGAAAAGGUGUGAGACUUCUAAAUAUGGCAAAAGAAAUGAUUGAUGUAGCAUAAAAUAAGAAAUAUGGUAAUGGAUAUAAAUCAUUCUGCUUGAAGAUUGGUAUUAAUAAGGGUAAAGUUAUGGCUGGUGUUAUAGGUAAUCCCAAACCUCAAUUCUCUUUAAUAGGCGAUACUGUAAAUACUACUUCUCGUAUUUGUGCUGAAAGCAAACCCAAUGAAAUUUUAGUCUCAGAAUCUAUUAAAGAAGAAGUUAAGAGCAUGAAAUUCAAAUUAGUUCCCCAUAAAUUUACUCCUAAAGGUAAAGCUGAACUUUGUGCUUAUUUCAUAAAAGAUUUGUAGACAUCUGCAAUUUUCCAUAGUGCGUUAGGAAAAAUCAAUAGAAAUAAACUAUUGGCUUCUGCUAAUAAUCAAAUGGCACCAAGACACUCUUUAACUAAUACAGGUGCAGGUUAAACUUUAGCAUAGAAACAGAAUAAUGUCGUUAAUUUAAUCUUCAAAUCUGUACAAACUCCUAAAGCGAAAGUAACUGCACUAAAAACUCAAAAAUCCAAACAAUUAGAUAAUAUUCCUUCUUCUAGACAGAAUGGAGCCAAUGCAGAAAAUGGAAGUAAGCCAGGAUCUUAAAAAAAUAUUAAUGUAGAUUAAGUUGUUAUCAAUGGAGUAGAAGAACAUCACACUCAAUAAAAUAAUUUGGAAACUAUAUACGAUGAUGACUAUGACUCUGAUAGCGAUUUCGAUGAGAAUGAAUUCUCUGGAGAAGGAGAUUUAAAAUAUAAUGGAUUGCUUAUGAUUAAAUAAUCAGUAAGUGAUGAAACAGUUUUUAAAUUUAAAGAUAAUAUAAAAAAAGACAACAUCAAGAGUAAUAAGAUAAUGGUCUUGCUCCUUAUCUUACUAUACUUUAUGAGUACCUUGAUUUUAAUUACAGUUAAGGAUAUCAUCGAUAAUUCUUCAGCAAUCUUUGUUUUAAGAGCAAUCUUCUGUGGAGCUUUAAUCAUUAUAGUUGUUAUACAACCUCUAGCUUAUAGCAUGCAAAUAUACAAAUAUCUAAUGUUUGGAUUAUUCCUUUAUGGAAUAGUUCCUACUUUUAUACAAGCUGAUUUCAGCGAUUAUGAAGAUCUUAUCAUCAUAUAAAUUAUUGAAAUGCACUGCAUCUUCACAACUGUUUCCUACUUAUGCGCUUUCUAAUUCAUAGAUGUUGUCAUUUACUCACUUGCACAAAGCUGCUUGUUUAUAGGUCUAGUUUGGAAUUAUCUUAAUCUAAGUUAUUGCUUCUUCUUCUUUACAUACAUAGCUUUUAUAUUACAAAAAUCAUACAGCAACCUCCGUUCCUAGUACAAGAGCUUUAACUUCUUGUCAAAGAUUAGUUCUAAAAAGAAUAGAAUGAAAGAAUUAGUCGACUAACUCCUUCCUGCUGUGGCUCUCAAUAAAAUGAGAAACUAAGGAAACUUUAGUGAUAAAAAAGGAUUAACAGAUUGUUUUGAUGAUGUCACAGUCCUCUUUGCUGAUAUAAAAGGAUUUACAGAAUUCUCUGAUAAAGUUGUAGAUCCUAAGAAAGUACUACUUAUGCUUAAAAAUUUAUUCGAAUCUUUCGAUGGUCUGUGUGUGAAACAUCAAGUUUUUAAGUUAUACACUAUUGGUGAUUGUUAUGUAGUACUUAGUUUUAUCACGGCUGAAAGACAGGACACAAUAGCUGAAAAAAUUGAAGAAGCUAAAAAAGUAAUUAACAUGGGUCUAGAUAUGAUUGAGACAAUUAACAUUAUUAAAGGUACUGCAUAUCCCUUCUUGAAUAUGAGAAUUGGUAUUCACACAGGUAAAAUAAUUGGUGGUAUUAUGGGUACAGAUGUAGUCAGAUACGAUGUUUAUGGCAAGGAUGUUAUGAUUGCUAACAAGAUGGAGUCUAAUGGUGAACCUGGUAAAGUAAUGAUCAGUGAAAGCACCAAAUAAAUGCUUGAAAAAGGAGAAGUCAAUGAAUAUAAUAUAACUGAAGGUAAUGAAGUAAGUGUAAAAGGAAGAAACGAACCUAUCAAAGGGUACUUUAUUACAAAAAAGACUGAUUAAUUGUGA
Tetrahymena thermophila SB210 is the source of this 7851-nucleotide messenger RNA. Its product is annotated as adenylate/guanylate cyclase domain protein. Gene Ontology annotation, cellular component: plasma membrane. Gene Ontology annotation, biological process: intracellular signal transduction; cyclic nucleotide biosynthetic process; phospholipid translocation. The transcript is spliced from 23 exons. Gene Ontology annotation, molecular function: nucleotide binding; ATPase-coupled intramembrane lipid carrier activity. NCBI's taxonomy places the organism in Eukaryota, Ciliophora, Oligohymenophorea, Hymenostomatida, Tetrahymenidae. The record is from RefSeq and is a predicted model, not a curated record.